Messenger RNA from Paramecium octaurelia, 2254 nucleotides. Lineage: Eukaryota; Ciliophora; Oligohymenophorea; Peniculida; Parameciidae. The record is from the annotation of a GenBank genome assembly.
UUUAAUAUGGGCGCUUCUAAGUCUUGUAAUCAAUACAGAUCUAACGAAAUCAGUUAAAGUGAUAUGGAAUAACUUGGUAUUCGUAGCGAAUAAAUUAACAAGAUUAGCAAUCUGCUAAAUGAAUUUGAGACCUUCCAAGUGAUCAAGAAGACGUCAUAUUCAUUUAUCUAGGAUGCUACCUUCAGGAACGGAAGAGUCAUCGCUAAGAAAUUGAUCAACACACAAGGAACAGUGAAACCUAUCAACUUGUAAUUAUUGCAAUAAGUAAAUAAUGAAUUGGAAUCGCUGAAAGCACUUGCACUUAAAUAGGAUAGAUGCGAGAUUGAAAAAUCAAUGAAAUUCAGAUGUGGCUUAGAAUUAGGAGAUAAAUUCCCAAAAAGUAAAUUCCGCAUGCUUCUCAAGGAAGAAGCUCAAACAAUAAAAUUUAAGGAGAACACUUACACUCUAAUAAGGUCUUGGGGCAAAGGGGAAUAGAUGGUUAAUUUCCAAAAUGCAAUAGAGUUGGUUGAGUCCUUCAAAGAUGUUCAGAUUGAAUUGAUCGGCCUGACCAGAGGUAAUAAGGAACAGCAAUCUGUGUAUGAAGAAGUAGUGAGAUCCAAUCCAGGAUGGCAACAGCAUCCACACAUCUACUUACUUGCAGAAGAACCAGAGAAUCGCUUCUUAGAUAUCUUCUAUCAGGAGCAAUCCAACGAUAUUGAGGAAGGAUACUUAGCAAGCGCUUUAUUGUUUUACGGCGAGAUUUUGAUGUGGAAAAGGUAUACACAUGAAUGUGUUACAUAUGCUGAUUCUGACUAGGUGGCUUAGGAAGUAACAGAUCACAUAAACUAUGGAGUCACACAAUAUCUAGGAGUUAAAGAGAUGAAACAACAAUUCAUUAUAACCAAAUAAUAAUACUAGUACUUGAAGAAGUUCAUAAUGCAGUAGUAGAAACAACAGCAAUUCACCAGAGGAUUGGAAGUCACCAUCAAUAAAAAGACACUCUAUGACAAGAAUAAUAAACUAGUUAUUUGUGAGAGACCCUUUAUUUAAGUGGAAUGCUCACCGAAAUCACAAUCGAUUACAGAGGUUUUCAUCAAACCUCUCUAAUAAAAGCCUGUAGUUUGGGACAUUUAGAUUUUGAAGAAAGUACUAACUCAAAAAAUUAGAGAAUAUAAUCUUAAGAUUUAAGUGUACUUAGAAAAACAGAUUAAAAUUUCAAUCAAUUAUGAAAACAACCUGAUUCAGAUUCCUAAUUGGGAAUUGGCCACACUCACCCCAUAUUACAAGUCUACACAAUAUAUCUCGUAAGUCAAGUAAUGGAUAGAUGCUCGAGAUCGCAUACUUAGCUAAGUCCAAGAUUCCCAAGAUCCUGUUCUGCAGAGGGUAAACAAGAUGAUUUAUCAAUUUUUCGAUAAUAUACCAACUGUUGAAAAAGUACUUAAUUAACAAUAUUACAAAAUCCCAUAUGUUGAAAAGUAUAAACCUCCUUAUUAAGAGAUGUCAGAGUCCAAGAGUAUGGGAAAUGAGGAGAUCGCCAGAAAGUAAGAUUAAAUAUUAUUCAUCUUAUUGAUUGAUUAUGGGAUUGAUGACACUGUUAAAAUGUUGGAGGACUUAAUCAAAUACAAGAAUAAGAAUUCGGUCUAAUUGUAGAUUGCUGUAUUAGGACACAUCAGAGCAGAAUCUUGGACCAGCUUGUUUUAGGAUUUCUUGAAGAAAAAUAAAUUGAAUAAAUAUGUGGAGGAAGGCAUUAUUGAAAUUUGGUUUCCAGUGGAAAAUAAGAUAGGAUCUAUUUCAUUUAGUGCAAUUCUUAGUAAGAUUUAUGGGAUGUGUUUGGAAAGAAGAGAUUGUAUGUUAGUAGAUUUGGAUGAUCAAGUUCGUGUUAUUGAUUCAAGCUGGCGAAUAGUUCCUAAAAUUUCUUAGAUUAUGAAAGAUCUACAACAAAAGAAUUUUGUUUAAGAGAACGAAUUUAUGUAUCAAUAUAUUGUAAUUUUCUAGAAACUAUUCCUGUUAAUAUUAACUAUUUAAAAAAUCCAUUCGAGACAAUCCUUAAUUGUUGUUUUUGACUCAAAAGAUCAAAGAGCAAUGCAAAGAAGAUGAAUGUUUGAUUGUGUAUGAACAAAGAAAAGCUAAAAUUUGGGAUUUUGAAGAUGCAGUUGUAAAUGAAACUAAAAAAUAUUACUAACCUACUAAGAUUUUGAGAUUGAUACCGAAAACAUCUGAAAUGUUCGAACUCACUAAUAUUAUUGAACAUUAAAAUUUCCUAUAAAUGAAGUGA